GGGAUAUAUUCUGCUUGGCGCUCUCACAACUUCGGGUUGAAAGAGUUCAAAAUUUUCUUGAUAAUUCACACCAUUUCGCAACAUUUCUGACAUAAGUUGGUGUUUGCUAGUUUGAUUUGAGGUCCCGGGGACUGCAGUUCAUAUUAGACUCUUCUGGAGCGUGAAAACAUGCGCGCCUACGCACUGGAAACUUGAAAGGAAGUCUAGGUAACGAUACAACAAAUUGUCAAAGAUGGCGGCCACCAAACGAGCAUGGAAGUUACAGGAAUUUGUGGCCCAUGGGUCCAACGUGAACUGCCUGGCCCUGGGGUACAAGUCAGGCCGGGUCAUGGUCACUGGAGGAGAGGACAAAAAGGUCAACAUGUGGGCAGUGGGCAAGCCCAACUGUAUCAUGAGCCUGUCCGGACACACCAGUCCUGUGGAGUGUGUGAGGUUUGGGAAUGCUGAGGAACUGGUGGUGGCUGGCUCACAGUCUGGAUCUCUCAAAAUCUGGGACCUGGAGGCUGCAAAAAUCGUACGGACGCUGACGGGGCACAAGUCCAACAUCAGGAGCCUGGAUUUCCAUCCAUAUGGAGAGUUUGUUGCUUCCGGGUCAAUGGACACCAAUAUAAAGUUGUGGGACGUCAGAAGAAAAGGCUGCAUCUUUACUUACAAGGGCCACACAGAUGCUGUAAACUGUAUCCGGUUUAGUCCAGAUGGGAGGUGGAUAGCUUCAGCUGGGGAGGACUCCUCUCUCAAGAUGUGGGACCUGACGGCAGGGAAGAUGAUCCAGGAGUUCAAAGAUCACACAGGCCCUGUAACUGGGGUGGAGUUCCACCCUAACGAGUUCCUGCUGGCUUCAGGAAGUGCAGACAGGACUGUGAAGUUCUGGGACUUAGAGACAUUCCAGUUAGUUUCUUCCACAGGAGCAGAGUCUGGAGCUAUUAGGUGUAUAUUUUUCCAUCCUGACGGGAAGUGUCUGUUCGGAGGGAGUCAGGACGCCCUGAGAGUGUUUGCGUGGGAGCCUGGCAGGUGUUUAGAUGCCUUCUCCAUGGGCUGGGGGAAGGUGGCCGACAUUUCCGUCGCAUCCUCACAAUUGAUAGGAGCAUCCUUCUCUCAAACCAAUGUAUCUGUGUAUAUUGUAGACCUAAAUACUGUGACUUGCAGUCCCUCUCAAAUAAAGAGAGCCCAGAUGUCAGGUCCUGGGAUGGUGAGUCAGCCUGUCCCUGCUGAGCCUGUCAAACCCCCAAUGUCAGCAAGCGGCCGUCGCACGUUCAUCACCGAACGUCCACCUACCUCCUCCACCAAGAAAGCCAGUGAGAUGAAGACAGAACCAGAGGAAGAGCCGACCGCGUCCAACGAGCCCGAGGAUGACAGCUCCAACGUGGCUCAGAUCGAGAACCCAGACGACUAUCGGGAGGUCUUUCAGGGCAGGACCAAGAUAGAGCGAACCCCCCCAAGGAAACUUGAGCCCUUCCCGGCCCCACCGGAAGAUUCCCCGACGGAAGAUCAGUCUAAAGCAAAACCAUACAAACAGCCAGCAAAGGAGCCGAAAGCAAAACAGGAACCCGUCAAACCUGCCACCAUCGUCCCAGCGGAUAGGAACAAACCAGCAGACCUCAAUUUGGCUGAGUUCCUACCGAAGAGACCAGACUCAGCGGUGUCGGCUGACCCCAGACGACCCCCAGCGGUACAGGAACAGUCGGAGGAAGAGGUCCUGUCCAGCGUACACAAGGGGCACGAGUCCAUGUGUGCCGUCCUGGGCAACAGGCACCGCAACCUGGAGAUCGUCAGGGCGCUCUGGACCAGCGGAGACAUCAAGACUUCAGUAGACUCUGCUGUUGGAAUGAAGGACCUGUCUGUUAUGGUGGAUCUUCUGAAUGUACUCAUCCUCAAACACUCCUUGUGGACUCUAGAUCUAUGCACAGUUUUGCUGCCUCAAAUCCAGGAGCUCUUGUCAUCCAAAUAUGAGAGCUACUGCCACACAGCCUGUAAUGCCUUGAAGAUUGUCCUGCGCAGCUUCAGCUCUAUCAUCAAGACCAACGUUCAAGCUCCUCCAGCGGGGGGUGGGGUCGACAUAUCCAGGGAGGAAAGAUACAAGAAGUGUAAGGUGUGCCACGGCCACCUCAUGUCCAUCCGUGGGCUGGUGGAGAAGAAACAGUCCAUGUCUGGGAAACUGGGCAGCACCUUCCGUGAGCUGCAGAUCAUGCUCAACGGUCUGGACGACUAAAUCUCGCACCAAACCUUCCACGCGGAGUUCCUUCUCAUGCAACUUCUUCACGUUCCAAACUCCGUAUCGGCUUCAUAAAAGCACAGAGACAAUAUCCAGUUUUGCGCUGAAAUCUGGAAAAAUUGCUAUUAUGCUAAGGAAAGUGACUCUCCCCCUGGAACUGGAAUAAUAGGAAAAGGAGGACCAUGGAUAAGAUAGGCCUGUUCUGAACUUAAAGCUGCUCCGAUAGUGUAGUUAAUUCUACAGUGACUUUGGUAAGGCAAUUUGUGGACUGUAUCUUGCCAAGGAUAUUGGGACACCACAUUUGGAGUGUAGAGUGAGAGUGGUUGAGUUUCACGUGAAUGUUUGUGUUAUGUUGGUCCUCCAUCUUGCCCUCGCCACACUUUUGUCUCCAUAAAACUGAAAUACUAAUUUGAAAUAUGGUAUCUUUCAUGCAUAAUUUUAUGGUUUACUGAUUUUGUCAAUCCCAUGGAAUCCAGUUGUUCUUUGUCUUGUGUUGUGGGAUGUCAUAUGUCUGGUGGAGGGACUAUUAGGGUUACAAUGCACAAGAAGUUGUGAAAAAUUUACAGUUUUUCAGACUUUCAAGACUAAGAAGCUGUGCAUGUCUAAGAACAAAAAGUUAAUCCGUGCUCAAAGGUUGUGUCUGACACAAAAUAUUGUAAACUGAGCAAAUUUCAACAGAACCUACAUUAUGUGUGCAUAGUUUUGUAUUUGACUGAAAAUUUAAAGUUUGCUCAAGUUACCUAUAAACACAAAGGAGGCUUCAUUCACAAAAAAAAUGUCUUUCACAGCUUACAAUAUGAUAUACCAAAAAUGUCCCACAAAAUUACCUUUAAUACUCACUCUUGCGAAGGCCAACAACUCUGAGUACCCUCAGACAUUGUCGCAUACUGGACAAAGCACAGAUGGAGAAGAAGUUGUAGUUUCUUUGCAGUAUUUCUGGAAAAUUCAGAAUGUCCAAGUGCAGUUAGCAACCUUUUGCUGGUUGCAGUCGCAAUGCUGCUCUCCUAACACUAGGUGUCUCUUCUGCAAUAGUGGAACUACAGUACUUCAGUGUUACAUGUACACGUAGUUUCCAACUGAUGCAGCUCCAUCAAACACUGGCUGCUCAAGGUGAUAGGUGAUAUGUAAGUUGAGCUUGUAUACCUUGUAGCUUUCUUUGUAUAUUUGAAAAGUGAAAAUGAGCAUGCUUUGUCUCGUGUAUGUAUGGCAAACAUCUUCUGCAGUAAUAUUUAAUUUGUCUAGAAUACAGUAUGAGUAUUGUCAAGCCACUGAAAAAGAAUUUGGUGCAAAUGAUUUAGUCCAAGUGUGAACUUUUCAGCCGGAGUUGUACCUGCGAAUAGUGACAAACUGUCAGCCCCUUAUAUUGGGGAGUGUACAUACAUAUAUUUGCCUUGAAAAGGGGGUUUAAAUUUAAUAACAGUGUUGAUUUGAUGGUGUCUGCUUUUGUGGAGAAACAAUAAGUGUCACAAUAAGUGAUGAUCACUUAAGGGUCUGAUAUGUAUGGAGCUGGCACUGCAUUUUGAUGUGAAUUAUACUUAAAACUUUGAAAAUUAAUGAUGAAUUACAGAUUGUAGAGUAUUUCAAAUGGCUUGCAAGUAGGAGCUUAUGUUUGUGUUUUGUUUCCAAAUUUGGCCAUAUUUGUGUAGCAAAGUAAAUGCUGUCACAGUAAAGAAUAGAUGUAUAUAGAUAUGUACAUUUGCCUUUCCUUUGUCAACCAUAGCUAUUGGGCUAGAGUAGCCAAACGUUUGCAUAUUAUGGUGCCUUUGAACUAUGCAUGGCCAUGAUGUCAACAAGUGCUGGUAUACCUCUAGAAACUUCCGAAAAUUGUAAGGAAAGGUAGUCUCGUACGCUGUGCUUUGUAUGCUUUUGGGAUCGGUUAUACUGACAAAAUACAAUAAGGGAUCAAAGAGCAGCAUCACUUGCUGAAACUAGAAAAUGUAAUUCUGCAAGUCUGUAUCACAAAACUCUGUUACUUCUGAACGUACAAUGAAAUCAAUGUUUCUUUCCAUAAAACACUGGAUUUUAGAUCCCUAAAUGUUACAAAGUCCAGCUCUGUGAGACACUUCUUAUUGCCUAUAGUAGGCAGAUCUCCAGGAUUUUGUUUGUGUGGUUUGUGAUAGAGCCUGGGAGCACUGUUGUCCUGCACAAGAUUGAUCAUGAUAUUUUCCUUCACAACAA
Branchiostoma floridae (Florida lancelet) is the source of this 4390-nucleotide messenger RNA. RefSeq names its product katanin p80 WD40 repeat-containing subunit B1-like. Gene Ontology annotation, cellular component: katanin complex. Lineage: Eukaryota; Metazoa; Chordata; Leptocardii; Amphioxiformes; Branchiostomatidae. The record is from RefSeq and is a predicted model, not a curated record. Gene Ontology annotation, molecular function: microtubule binding. The transcript is spliced from 23 exons. The coding region runs from base 233 to 2209 and encodes 658 amino acids. Gene Ontology annotation, biological process: microtubule depolymerization; microtubule severing.